This is a messenger RNA of Salarias fasciatus (jewelled blenny), 1719 nucleotides long. It is a transcript of the gene lcmt1, whose product is annotated as leucine carboxyl methyltransferase 1. The coding region runs from base 211 to 1188 and encodes 325 amino acids. Gene Ontology annotation, cellular component: cytosol. The record is from RefSeq and is a predicted model, not a curated record. Lineage: Eukaryota; Metazoa; Chordata; Actinopteri; Blenniiformes; Blenniidae. The transcript is spliced from 11 exons. Gene Ontology annotation, biological process: C-terminal protein methylation. Gene Ontology annotation, molecular function: protein C-terminal leucine carboxyl O-methyltransferase activity.
UACCUUCGAGAAUUGCUACAGAGUAGCCUCGCUUUCUGCUUAUCUCCGCGUAAUUCUCGGGUACUCAAUAUUUGGUAAAGUUCUCAGAGGCCAGACUCUACUCGGAGUCCCCUCAGUCGUUUCCUCACAAAGAGCGAUUCGUCACGUUAGCAGAGCAAAGUGGAGCUACAUGCUAACGUUAGCCUCAGACAGUGAGGACUAGAGGCGUCCAUGGCCGCCCGGCAGCAGUUCACAGACUCGGACACUGCGGAUGAAGCCGUGAGAGCGACCUGCGACGAUGCGAGCACCUGCAAGAGGUUUGCUACCAGUAAGGGUUACUGGAGGGACCCGUACAUCCAGUACUUUAUCAGAUCUGUAGGGGAGCGAAAAGCCCCAGAAAUCAACAGAGGUUACUACGCUCGUGUUCAAGGUGUGAACCACCUCCUGGAUGCGUUCAUCAGGAGAGCAGAGUGUAACUGUCAGGUUAUCAACCUCGGAGCUGGACUGGACACCACCUUCUGGAGACUGAAGGAUGAAAACCUCUUACCACGAAAGUUCUUUGAAGUUGAUUUUCCAACUGUUGUGGCCAGAAAAAUACAUCAUAUAAAAACAAAGCCACCGCUGUCAAGAGCCAUUAUUGAAACCCACUCGACCGACUCCCUGCUGCUAGAUGCUCACAGCCUUGAUUCGGAUCGUUUCUGCAUUAUUGGAGUGGACCUCCGGGACAUUUCCAAUUUGGAUGAAAAGCUGAAGAAGUUCCAGCUCAACCCAGAAUUGCCGACGUUGCUCCUGUCGGAGUGCGUGCUGGUCUACAUGACGCCCUCCCACUCCUCAAACCUCCUUCACUGGGCAGCAGAAACCUUUCACACGGCCAUGUUCAUCAACUACGAGCAGGUGAACAUGAGUGAUCGGUUUGGCCAGGUGAUGAUCGAGAACCUGCAGCGCCGCCACUGCACGCUGGCAGGAGUGGAGGCCUGCCAGUCCCUGGAGUCUCAGAGGGAGCGCUUCCUGAAGAAUGGCUGGGAACACGCCGACGCUUUAGACAUGAUGACUGUCUACAGCAUGCUUCCUGCAGAUGAUGUGGCACGGAUGGAGCGUCUGGAGUUCCUGGAUGAAAAGGAGCUGUUAGAACAACUUCUUCAGCAUUACAGCAUCUGCUGGGCCUCCAGGGACAAACUCAGUCUGGGUUUGUCACAGCUGGGAUUCUGAGCGUGAAAGCUGCUCCGCUCCUCCGCCAUCAGACGCGGCUUUCAGACGUUUCCCCGCCGAAACCGGGAGAACGGCAGGUGGAGUGAGAGCCCUCACUCUCCAUCCAGCGCUCGACCAGGAACUGUUCCGGUGCCAAAAAGCCUGACGUCAGCAGAGCUUACCCCCCCCCCCCCCCCCCCCCCCCCCCCGCCUCCUCCUCCUGCUUGUGGAAGAUAAGACACAAGCAGCUGGAGAACCGUGAAGCAGUUCAUCAGCGCACCGUUUUACUGCUUUUCCCGCAGGCCCAUUUUUCUCUCAACAGUCAAAACAUUUAAACUUUCAUUUUCAGGAAUCGUUCAUUUUACUCUUGUGCCAUUUGCACGUUAUUUAUUAAUCUGAGACAUUUUACCUACUAAGCACGCAUGCAUGUGAUAACUGCUGUAAAUCUUUCCUCUGACUGCAAAUUGUUUUCUAUUCCUGAACCUUGUGAAGACGACGUGACAGAGGAGUCUGUAUGAGCGCAGCUGAAUAUAAAUGUUGUUUUGUGUAAGA